Messenger RNA from Epinephelus lanceolatus (giant grouper), 2279 nucleotides. RefSeq lists its product as uncharacterized. The record is from RefSeq and is a predicted model, not a curated record. NCBI's taxonomy places the organism in Eukaryota, Metazoa, Chordata, Actinopteri, Perciformes, Serranidae.
UAAGUCCGUUCAACUGUUGUCUUCACAUAUCCAUGCUGUGUCUGGAGACGUGCUUUGCGAGUACUUAAUGCGUUUAUACUGACGUUACAUGCUUAUCAAGGACGUUUAAGUCAUGGGAGGAAGUACUUGUUGUGUCAUUGGCUGUAGCGGCCGUUCACACGACGGACAAGGUAAAAAGAUAAACAACGGGAUGUCUUUCUAUAGUUUCCCUGCGUGGAGGCAGAACCAGGGAAGUUAUGUGUCCCACGUCACGAAGAGCAGACGGAUGGCGUGGAUAUCAGCUGUAGGGCGACUAGACCUCAAGUUUAGCAACAUCCCAAGAUCAUAUAAAGUGUGCUCGAGACAUUUUCAUUCAGGUAAACCUGCAUAUGAAAUGGAUGAGUCACAUCCAGACUGGGCUCCAACACUACACCUGGGUCACUUUGAAGAUCAUGCCACAGAGUCACACCAGCAAUCUCGCCAGCUAAAAAAAGGAAAGAUGGAAGUGACAGCAGCGGAUGGUGUGGACGGUGAAAACCAGGCAGAAGAGGAGGUUUGUGGAAAAUGGGCAGAGGUGGUCGUGGCAGUAGACGAGGAUCACGGAGACCAGGAUGAAGAGGAAGCAGCAGAAGAUGAAGUGGCACAUGAACCGACAGCUAAGAGACCAAAAACAGAAUGUCAGUUCUGUGAGCGCAGCAGUGCAGAAAUCGACCGUCUGUUGCAGGAGAACAAGGAGCUCAGGUGUGAGCUGAAUAAGAGAAGGAUGGAUGAACACUUCUUGGAGGCUAACACAGACAAGGUCCAGUAUUACACAGGACUUCCAUGUUUUGCUAUUUUAGUCGCACUGUUCAACAAUGUUAAGCCCUCCCUGCCGGUUACAAAGAACUUAUCACCCUUUCAAAUGAUUUUAUUGACACUCAUGCGUCUGAGGCUUGAUCUUCCAGUCCAGCACCUCGCCCACCUCUUUAGUGUUUCAUGUGAAACUCUUUCCGCUGCCUUUGCUGACACCGUAGACGUUUUAUAUGCACGCCUUAACCCUUUGGUGCACUGGCCAGAGAGGCAUUGUUUACAAGCCACAAAACCACAGAAAUUUUUGGAAGCUUUUGGCCAACGUGCUGUUAUUAUUGUUGACUGCUUUGAAAUACGUACAGAAAGGCAAUCUGAUGUAAAAUCACAUCCACUGGCUUUAUCCCACAGCAAAAGUAUGGACACAAUGAAAUACCUCAUUGGUAUUACACCACAAGGUGCGAUAUCAUUUAUUUCCAAGGGCUGGGAGGGGCACUCCUCUGACAUGCACAUAACUGAAAACUGUGGCCUUCUUAACAAAUUGUCACCAGGUGAUAUAGUGUUAGCUGAUCGAGGCUUUGACAUCAAAGAAAGUGUGGGACUGAUGUGUGCGGAGGUUAAAGCUCCUGCGAUCACUAAUGGACAAUGUCAACUUGAUGCUAAGGAUGAAGAAAGCACACGAGCAAUAGCACACCUACGGGUUCAUGUUGGAAGGGUGAUUGAUGGCAUGCGCAACAAGUACACAAUGUUACAUAAGACAAUACCAGCUAGUUUGUUACUCCCGUGUGAGGGUGAGGAGAUGACGCUCCUCGACAAGAUUGUGAAUGUUUGUUUCAUUCUAAUUAACAUGUGUCCCAAUGUGGCUGCAAAACCUGAUGGAUCUUAAAAUGUGCAUGAUGAAUGGGUGCUUUUCAACCAGCUUUGUAUCACAACAGUGUGGGUAGUCUGUGUAAAUGAACUAUGGCAAACUUCCCUCCAUUUUACCAGCUCUCAGAUCUCUCUGCUCAUCUGUCAGCUCCACUGGGUGAUGCCUUUUACAGACGCAAAGAGUAAAGGAGCAGAUCGAGAGUGAGGGCCACUCCUCUCCCUCUCUCUCUUAAACGCAGACUAAACCCAGAUCAAAUAGUAAGACUAAGCAGUGCUGGUCAAAUAUAAACCAAGAUUCUGUCACUGCGUUGCCUAUUUUUGCCUCAAAUGUUUUCUGAAGCAUAUUCUAACUUACUGUUAACAGUAAUUUGAGAUUGUUUGCUACCAGCUGGCUGUCAUAUUGUUUCCUGUGGAAAAACGACCUAACUCACAUUAAGUCACCCACUAGCAGGAGGGUUUAUUGAUCCAAUGCAGCGCAGUGCAGUCUGGUAGUUGUAGGCUUUCUACCUCUUGCGCAAAAGCAAAUACCACAGCCCUUCUACUGUGUUUUCUGUGGUUAUAUAGCAUAGACACCAGUUACAUGAACGAAAACAUCUUUUCAGCAGUGAAAUACUUGUGUAAAUGUUAUAGGAGAUGUUGGUAUAUGU